ACGCAAACUCCGACUCUUCCAGGAGACCCAACGGGGACGGUGAAAUGAAAAUCUUUGUGCAGUCAGAAUUUUACGGAAAUUAUGCGCUUGAGGUGGAAAGCUCUAACACCAUCGAGGAUGUGUUCAUCACUAUUCUUCCUAUUGGGCGGCUAAAGAAAGAUCCGGAACCUGAACUUCAUUUCAAUGGCGAUCUACUGGAGAUAGAGAGAUCUCUGGCCGACUACGGUAUCCAGGAUGGCUCCAUCCUUCACCUUGAGUGCACAAGAUGGUCUUUCCGUACUGCAAAUGAGAGAGAGUGGCCAAAUAAAAUUUUGGGAAGAAAAAAUAUUAUAAUAACUGAUCGGCCUUUAGCAAUAUGGGAAAAGGAGCAUGACAAAAUACUGCUUGGUUUGUUGGUGGAGCAAAUUCGAAGUGGAAAGAAAAAAAUACUAGACUUUGAAAAUGAUUCCUGGCAUGAUGUAGUGGGCAAGUUUAAUAAAGCAACAUGCUUGAAAUAUGAAGACAAACAUUUACAUGAGCGCUUCAAUUUUUACAAAUGUGAAUAUGGAAUACUGCACAACAUCAAGCAUUAUCCAGAGUUUAGUUGGGAUCAUCAACGUCAAGUAGUAAUCGCCACGGAUGCUACAUGGAAUGAAUAUAUUAAGGGAGAUCCCAACGCGAAGCCCUAUCGAAGGAGAGCAGUACCGUAUAUUGAUUUAUUGGAAAUUGUGUUUGGCGAGAAAGAAGAAUGGAAAAUCAUGAUUUCCAAUGAAUGACUCUCUUGAAAAAAUUAUUGUAAUCUAUUCAUUCUCUACCUAUGAGGUCUAAAUAUUUUCACAAUAAUCUUGUCUCUUGACUGAGACAAACAUUGUUAUGUUGUAUUUUUCACUUGCAACUUUUUAUCUGUUUAAAUAUGUGUUGUAUUAG
This is a messenger RNA of Ananas comosus (pineapple), 906 nucleotides long. RefSeq lists its product as uncharacterized. The transcript is spliced from 3 exons. The coding region runs from base 45 to 755 and encodes 236 amino acids. The record is from RefSeq and is a predicted model, not a curated record. Gene Ontology annotation, molecular function: protein binding. Lineage: Eukaryota; Viridiplantae; Streptophyta; Magnoliopsida; Poales; Bromeliaceae.